CGGGCCCGGGACUGCUCGCGCCGGAAGCAAAGCCGCGCUCUGUCUCGGAGUGCGAGAGCGUGUCUGCGGGGCUCUGCCCUGCCUGGGGCGCCAGCAGAACCCUCUUCUUCUGCGGCCUUGCUGGGAAACGGACUUCAGAUUCCCAUACCAAGUGUGCCUGUGUUCCAGCCGUCCACCCCCAUCCCUGAGCGCCUGGAAGCUGUACAGCGCUACAUCAGGGAGCUUCAGUACAAUCACACUGGGACACAAUUCUUUGAGAUUAAGAAGAGCAGACCUCUGACUGGGCUGAUGGACCUGGCCAAAGAAAUGACCAAAGAGGCCCUGCCAAUAAAAUGCCUGGAAGCUGUGAUCCUGGGAAUUUACCUCACCAACAACAUGACCACACUGGACCGUUUUCCCAUCAGCUUCAAAACCCACUUCUCAGGGAACUACUUCCGACACAUCGUGCUGGGGGUGAACUUUGGCGGCCGCUAUGGGGCACUGGGCAUCAGCCGACGUGAGGAGCUGAUGUACAAAGCGCCUGUCUUCCGCACACUGAGCGAGCUCAUCUUUGACUUUGAGGAGGCCUAUCGCCGCUGCUGGCACACGCUGAAAAAGGUGAAGCUGGGCCACUGUGUGUCCCACGACCCACACAGUGUGGAGCAGAUUGAGUGGAAGCGCUCCAUCCUGGAUCUAGACAAGCUGAGCCGCGAAGACUUUCGCAAAGAGCUUGAGAGACACGCCCGUGAUAUGAGGCUGAAGAUUGGGAAAGGAACUGGACCACCAUCUCCCACCAAGGACAGAAAGAAAGAUGUCUCCUCCCCACAAAGAGGUCAGGCCAGCCCCCAUAGGCGAAACAGCCGUGGGGACCGACGGCCAUCUGGUGAGAAGAAGCCUGCCGAUUCCAAAGCCAUGCCAGACCUCAACGGGUACCAGAUCCGGGUGUGAAGAGAGCUGUGCCUUGUGUGCCUGGCUCCGUGGACUUUUUGCUGGCCACAGUUGGGACCUGGAUCCACCUGCAGUGAUUCUGACAAAUGGGACAGGGGAGUGGGAGCAAAAGAGUGCUGAUUUUCCCAGGUACUUACUAGUGGGCCAGUCCCAGAGCUGGAUCCCAUGGGUCCCAGAGGAUUCGCCUGCCUGUUUCUGGGAGAGGUGACCAUCUUAAUUCACUUAAGUAUUUUUUAAAAAAAAUGAAAAAGAAAAAAAAAAAGAAAAGGAAAAAGAUCUGUACAUUAGUGGGUGUUUGCUUCAGGAAGAAUAUUAAGUGAGUGGGGUCAGUGGACUUGCUAUCUUUGCCUUGACAGCAAGUAGAUGAAGCAUUCUUGUCAACAGUACUUCUUUCCUGUCUGCACAGAAGUCUUUAAGCCCUGCAAGCCUGCAGGGCUGCAGGAGAAGUGAUGCUCGAAUGGGAUGGCCCCUGAAUCUUGUACAAAAACUCCUGGUUUUGUCAUUAUGAACACUUUGUUUAUCAUCAUCUCUCUUGUGAGAGAUGGGUAUGAAUUUGCUCAGCCUGAUUUAUUGACCAUACAAAGUCUUCUCAUCCCGAAAAAACACAUCUAGUAUGUUUAGUCCUGCCUGUUUCAAAGCACUUAAUUGUCUCUGAGGGGGUACACAGUGGAAUGCUGGUGAACUGUUGCUGUACGACCUUUGGUGGUUGAGUGGAUCAGGAUAUGCCUAUACCACUGCUACAUGAAAACAGGCACAGAGACCUCAAUUAUUCCAGCAAUGGAGAUGGGGCAGGUGGGGGCUGGUGGAAAACCUGAACUUCUUAUCAUCUCUUCAUCAGCUUUCUCUCUAUCAACUUCUAGUGGCUGCUACUCAGAAAGCUUGUGGCAGGCACUUCAGUCACUGAGGUACGAGUUUUAAGAGUAAAUAGUUCAAGAAGGAUGUAAUAAUGUGAAAAGCUUUUACAAGCAUUUUUUCCUUUCCACAAGGCUCUUGCUCCUUCCUCCCUGUAGUGUUAGUGCCAGAGUUACAUACACCUGUUUGUGAGAAGUCUGCUGGAGGAAAUUGCAGCUGCUUUCCUGACAGCUCACCCUGGAGCCUCCUGAAAGCAGUUCCCCACCCCAGUGCCAGAGCUGUGCUUGUGUUCUGGCUCUUUGGAUAUUUAACAGCACUGCUUACACUAACCUUCCCCAAAGGGCUGGGCUGGGCCUUUCUGCCACUUGUGGCCUUGACUUCCUAUGCUUCUUUUGGAGGAGUGUUGUACAGCUGAUUAAGCGGUGUAAUGCUUGUCAGAAAUCUGGAGUGUUGUCAGACCUCUCUGUUUGAGGCCUAGGGCAUGAAAACAGUGGGAUUUCCAGAAGUUAGAACAGCAUGGAUCUAGGGGAUGCAAAAACUGGGAUUGAAAGUGGGAGUAUCCUGGAGAGAAAAAGUCUUGUUUUAUCACAGCACUGAUAAGGAGCUAAACUUUCUGAAAUACCACAUAUUUAAUUUUGUUAGAACCGGGCUUAUUCUUUCCUUCCUUUGUUAGAAACAUGAUGGAGUUUAGCUCUACUAGUUUCUUUGUUGCAGUAUUCCUGUGCCACAUCCUCAUAAUGAGCAGAUCUAUUUUGGUGGCAGAGAAGGGGUUCUUAACCCCAAACAAAUCAGCUCUUCUGCCUAGUUAAAGCAGUUAAUCCUCGAAGCACCACCCACAAGCUAUUUAACUCACGCCUUACAGGUUCCUAAUUGUACAUCCUUAACUGUGAUACAAGGUAUAUCCAUACCACUGCAUACCAUACACAUACCAUAUUGCAAGGUAUAUCCAUACUACUGCAGUCAGUCCUUCCAAUCUCUAUUUGUAGUCUGUUUUCUGCUGUGCUGAAAACAGCCAGGAGGAAAACCUGUAAGAAGGUGUCAGAACUUGCUGCUGAGCCAAGAGAAGGUUAAUCCAGAGGAGGAUGCCAGUUUCCACAGUGCAGUGCAACACCUGUCCACUCCCUUAUAUUCCAGCUACAUGCAACAAUUGAAGUCAACAGCAGCAGUGAGCCAAGCACCUGCUUGAAUGUGUCCUCUGGUCAUUUUUGUGUGGCUGUAAAUUAACAUAGUGCCUGGAUGCUAACGAGGACGUUAGCUGUAAAGGCACCACAGUUACUCAUAAAUAACAUGGGCCACUCGGAAGCCACAAACUGCCUUUGCAUAAUGUUUGCUAUGCAACGGACUGAAAGUUCAGAUGCCACUGUGAAUCAUAGGAUAAAUACAAGCAGCAGUCAGCAAGGGAAAACUGGCUGUCAGGUUUUAUUAAAGUGGGUGAAAUCCAGAACUUUUUAAAAAUUAUAAAAGAUGCCUAGAAUGCAUCUUCACCAUGACUUUGUUUAGUCGAUUGGUUAGUUAUUUCAGAGUAACUGGAGAGCUUUUGAGAGUAAUUAGUAGCUUAAUACAGAGAACAUGGAAUAACUGGACAGACCUGAGCUUUUUUAGAUGGAAAGGGGAAAUAUGGGGGUGGGAGGAAGACUUUACAACAGAUGAGACAAAUGAGGGGUCAGCUGCAAGUUAAUGAUGUUUUCUUGAGAGCAGGGCAACAGGGGCGUUCAGCAAUGUUAGAUCAUCAAGGCAGAAUGGCUUAAAACAAAAUGCUUUGUUUGACUUUGUAAUUAAGUGCUUUCCUGCAGGAUGUAACUGAGGCCAGUAGCUUAGAAAACCAAAGGAAAUGGGUAUUUAAGAUAUGAAUGACAGGUAGAGUCAAGGUCUCUUAAUCCUCAGCUGCAGCCAGAUAAGAACAUCCUCUUUCAAGAUUUAGUUGUACAAUUAUAUAUGUUAGGAAGUAUUUAAUUUAAUUCUUUGCUUGUAUCUAACAUUGAUUAACUUCUCAAGGUGGACACAGGAAAAGACAAGUGCACUCUGCUAGGGUUACUAUACUUCUACUGUGUUUCUCUGUGUUGUAGAAUUCCUGCUGUAGAAUUCCUGCUCCUACUGUUUCUGGAUCUCCAGUUUAGCAGAUGGUACAAGAAACUGGAAAAGGACCAUAGAGUUCUCCCCUUCUUGCUCUUGCUCCCCCUAUAUUUGUAACAGGAUGAAUCACUUCAAUACAAAGCUUUGUGUCCUUCCUAACAAACAAGACCACAUUCUUCCAUGACAGAGAGGAUUAAUGCAAUCUAGCUUUAUGCUGUAAGAAACCUGAGGGUACAGUGCAAGACAAACUUUAGCACUUCAACUUCUUUCCUCCCCCAUCUACUUGCUCUGGUUUCUGGCCUGUCUGCCUUUAACCAUAAGGAAAAAAGCUGGCGAUGAGAGUCUUUUUCACUUCUGCAGGCUUUAGAGCUACAGAGGAGGAAUGACAAUGUAACUCAUACUCCUUUAGUGCCUGCAGAACAAGGAAGAUGGGUCUCAAGGAGUCCUAUUAAUUUUUUAAUAUUAAAUAUUAAUAGGGUCACUCAUGUAGCUCUGUGAUGUAAAUUUCAGUGUUCAGUAGGUGUCACCUGAUGUCUGUUCUGCAGUACAAGUCCUGUGAACUCUGGAAAGGAGCCUUGUUCAUACACUAGGAAUGGAUAGACACUGCCUGAGUUGUACAUAAAGCUGAGGUGAGCUUUGAAAGACUUCAACAAAUGCUGACCUAUAACUGGCAAAACUAUUCUAAAUGUAAUGCAAACCUUGAAAUAAGAGCCCCUCUUUAUACUUUUAUGUAGGUAGACAAGUCCCUCGAUACCUGGCCAACAGGAGUUUUUUUAAUGGGCAGAUUCAUUGGUGAGCUACAGCAUCACUCUGAUAUAAGCUUUGUAUAUUAAAGAGCAGGGUUGGGUGUCCAUCAGUGUGACACACUAGCCUUUUUUUUUUUAACUGG
Messenger RNA from Ficedula albicollis (Collared flycatcher), 4741 nucleotides. RefSeq names its product vasohibin 1 (gene VASH1). The annotation marks the transcript as partial. Gene Ontology annotation, biological process: regulation of angiogenesis. The transcript is spliced from 7 exons. The record is from RefSeq and is a predicted model, not a curated record. NCBI's taxonomy places the organism in Eukaryota, Metazoa, Chordata, Aves, Passeriformes, Muscicapidae. Gene Ontology annotation, cellular component: cytoplasm.